GGAUGAGAAGAUUUGUAAUGUGUUUUUGAGAAAUAUUUUUUUUCUUCUUUUUUGGAUUGGAAGAAUUCAUUUUGAAAUGAUAAACUUCAGGCAAGUAUAGAAAGAAGAGACAGAAAUGGUAAACAUUCGUGCAAGAGAUCCACAAAAAAGCUCAGGAUCUCCAAAAGGAGAGGUGGGGGAGAUUGACACAAGAGCACCAUUUCAAUCUGUCAAAGCAGCUGUUUCUUUAUUUGGCGAAGUAGUUGUCUCCAAGGACAAAGACAAACCAUCCCUCAUAAUUAAAAAGCUUUCUUCUGAGAAUGUGUUGGACAAGGAGCCCCAACUUCUGUUGGUUCAGAGAGAGCUUGACAAGUACAAGCAGCAGCUUGAAGUUGCUGAGGCAACAAAAUCUCGAGCACAUUCUGAACUCGAGAAGGCCAUGAUAACGCUAAACGAAUUGACCACCAAGCUCAAAACUACGACCGAGUCUAGGCUAUCUGCUGUGGAAGCUGCAGAAAUUGUGAAGAACCAAGCAAAGGAACUCGAAGUUGCAGAAACUCAGCAACACUUGGGAAAUGCUGAUCGGAAACAGGAAUUGGAUCAAGUAAGAGAGCAGUACACGAUCAUUGUGAGUAAACUUGAUCUUGCAAAACAAGAACUCACCCAAAUCCGACAAGAUUUUGAUCGGGCCCUGGAAGCAAAAUCAGCUUCAUUUCAGCAAGCAGCAGAAGCCCAGCGUGUAGCCAACGUGAACAUAGAAAGGAUUACUGAGCUCUCAAACGAAAUUAGAAUCAUGCAAGAAUCAGCUCAGCAAUUAAAGCUUGCCUCUAUAGAAUCUCAAGAACAACUAGAAAAAAUUCUGUCAGAGAAAGAGGCCUGCAUAAGAGCCUCUAUAGCAACCAAGGAAGACGUUGACAAGAGAUUAAAGUCUUUAAUUCAAGAAUAUGACCCUAAGCUUACUAGAAAACUUGAGUUGAAGCUUGCAGAAACAAAUAUGGAGAUUGAAGUUAUACAAGAAGAAAUGAAAAGAGCCCAUGCCAUUGAAAUGGAUACUAUGAAACUUGUAACCACUGAGCUCAAUGAAGCAACAAAGACAUUACAGCAAGUUGCUGAGGAAGAGAAUUUGCUUCGAAAUAUAGUGACUUCGCUUAGACUGGAAUUAGAAGAAGUGAGAAAGGAAAAAGCUGAAUUAGAGAAGAAAGAAAAAGAAAUAUAUGAUCAGCAAAGUUCACUACUUGAGCAGCUAACGUCAGAAACUGAGAGUGCAAGAACAGAAGCAGAAGAGAUAAAGAAGAAUACUAAUAAACUCAAUCAAGAAGCUGAAAGUUCCAUGUUAAUAGUUGAAAAAGCAAUGGAAAGGCUUCACCAUGCUCUUAAAGAGGUUGAACAAGCCAAAGAAGCAGAAAAGAAAGCCCACGAUGAGAUGAAAAUCUUGUCUGAGAAAUACAAGAAUCAAAAUUCUGAAUCAAAUAAUAACAUAAUAAAAAUUUCAUUGCAGGAGUUUGAGAGUUUAAAAAAGAAAGUGGAGGAAUGUGAAACUACGGCUGAUGCAAAAGAGACAGUUGCCAUAAUUGAAGUGGAAGAAAUUAUUACAAGGAAGAACGCAGCAGAGAAAAAGUUGCAGGAAAAUUUGAAAGCUAUUGAAGAAAUUAAAGAAGCUACUGAUAUUGCUUUGAAGUCAGCACAGCUAGCAGAGAAUGCACAAAUUGAGGUGGAGGGAGAGCUUCAAAGGUGCCGUCAAAAACAUGAUAAAUAACAUCUUGUCAAUAUCCAUUUCAAAUUCUUAAAAAAUCAGAUAAGUAAUUAGGAAGGAUUUGUCCAAGAAUUCUUUGUUCUUUUUUGCAAAGCUAUCUUUUAAUUAUUUUUGUCUCACACGCAGCUUUGUCCUAAUUAAUCCAAGUGUUUAAUUGUCUUCAUGAUGUAACUAUAA
This is a messenger RNA of Hevea brasiliensis (rubber tree), 1909 nucleotides long. Its product is annotated as WEB family protein At1g12150-like. The transcript is spliced from 2 exons. Bases 116 to 1735 code for a protein of 539 amino acids. NCBI's taxonomy places the organism in Eukaryota, Viridiplantae, Streptophyta, Magnoliopsida, Malpighiales, Euphorbiaceae. The record is from RefSeq and is a predicted model, not a curated record.